Emiliania huxleyi CCMP1516 is the source of this 1798-nucleotide messenger RNA. RefSeq lists its product as hypothetical. The transcript has 6 exons. NCBI's taxonomy places the organism in Eukaryota, Haptophyta, Isochrysidales, Noelaerhabdaceae. Gene Ontology annotation, biological process: regulation of DNA-templated transcription. The record is from RefSeq and is a predicted model, not a curated record. The coding region runs from base 1 to 1542 and encodes 513 amino acids. Gene Ontology annotation, molecular function: DNA-binding transcription factor activity; DNA binding.
AUGGCAGCUACCCAACAGAAGCUCGGUGGCCUCCCGCCACUAGGCCCGCAGCGCACAGCCUUCGAACGGUGGCAGCACCAGCAGCGCAAGCAGCGCGGCGCUCAAGCGGAGUCGGAGACGGAGGAGGAGGAGGAGGAGGCGGCGGCGGGGGCGGCUGGGCCGGCCGCGGCUUCCGCUGCACAGUCGGCGCCAUCGGCUGGCUCGCGGCUCCAGCGCAGCUCGCAGCGCAAGCGGCCCGCGGAGGCAUGCUCGACGGAUGAAGAGGUCGCCGAGCUGGGGCUGGCGCUGGCGCGCUCGGAGAAUCAGAUGCCGCCGAACGAGCGCGAGCAGCGAGCCGGCGCACCUGCCGCCAAGGCGGGCGCGCGCUGCUCGAUCUGCUUGGAGGGCAGCGACGUCGACGACGAGCGCUUGCUGACGAGGGCUCUCUUUUGCGACCCCUUUGCGGACGACGGCUGGGGCUUCAGCCUGUGCUGCCACAACAUCUUCCACUACACGUGCCUCCUCGCUCAGACCAAGCCGCGGCAGGCGGACUACGUCACGCGCCAAGGGCGAUGCGACAUCGCCACGGAUUGCCCCAGCUGCCGCAGCGAGAUUUAUGGCACCCGGCGGCGCUUGCUCAAUCGCGGCCCGCUGGGCGGCGAGCCGCCUCGGCGCAACGACUACAUAUUGCUGGGCGAGCGCGUGCUGAUCCCGGCCACUCUCAAGAACAGCACGACUGGCUACAAGAACGUGAACUACGAUCGCGGCAAUAAUAAGUUCAAGGCGCAGGUGCGGGUUGCUGGCAAAAGUGUCUCCCUCGGCUACUUCGACACCGCCGAAGAGGCGGCCAUCGCCUACGCUCGGUCAGAGUACGGCCGCGCCGACGCCGCCAAGCUGCUGCAGCCUCGCCCCGCUCCCACUGCCGCUGGCCUCGAGGCGAUACGGCAGGCGGCGAGGGAGGGCCUGACUCUCACCGCCAGCAGCAGCAACAGCGGCUACAAAGGCGUGACCUUCUACCCAAAUCGGCAAUGUAGCAAGAACUACCAGCUGAAGGUGAAGGUUGGCGGCACAACAGUCUUCCUCGGCUGCUUCGCCACCGCCGAGCAGGCUGCGCUCUUCUACGCCCGCAGGGAGGCGGGCAGGGACACCAGCGAUCUCACCGAGUGGCUCUCGCGUCGCUACGCGCCGCCGAAGGCUGUCUAUGAGGGCACACCCGAGGAGGCGCGGAUUCAACCUGCGUGCGGCGGUGACCAGGCGAAGGCGGAGUUCGACGAGGUCUGCGAGGUGAGGCGCGACCGCACGACGCUGCUCGGCCCGUCCGCGCUCGAGAUCUAUGUGCCGGGCAACCAUACCCACGUGUCGGCCAUGUCCAUGUGCGUCUCGUACCGCGACGCCAACUUCCGCGCGAACGUGGAGCGGUUCCUCGCCCCCGCCGCCGCUGCGGCCCACCGGCGCGGCGCAGUGGACGUGCCGCGCUGGCUGCCCGAGCUCGUCUUUGGCGACCUCGACGAGCUGCGCAGCGCGGUCAAGCGGCCCGGCGUGAACAUGGAGGAUUUUGUGUAGUACAUGUAGUAGAUCGGGGUGGGAGCUGGGCGGUGAGCCGGAUGUGGCGAGCUGCCAAAGCCGCAGGCGUCGCUCGCAAGGCAGCAGCCGCACCACUGAUACGUUUUCACUUUUCUGUCUAGUGUGCGAGAGCGAUGGUGCGGAACCCCUUUUGUCUACUGUCUGUGUCUGAGCAUAGAGGCGUUGUAGGAGUCGCAUGUCAAUUGUCUCAUGUGUGGCGGAGAAUGUCUGUGUACGUACGCGCACUUUCCGCAGC